CCCGCCCUCGCCCCGCCCCGCCGCGGCGCCGACCAAGGCCGUGGAGCGGUACAAGGGCUCGCAGGGCGGGGCGAGGCGCCGCUGUCCACCGCACGCCAAGAAGGGACUUUACCGUCCAAGGGCGCCAGUAGUCGCCGCCACCAUGGUACCCCUCCCCGCCCCGCACGCACCCACAAACGGAAACCAACCAACAUAUUAAUGCAAGUUUUCGACGAUCUGAAAAUGAAAAUCAUUAUUAUGCAGAUUCUGUGUAGUGCAUUUUUUAGUUUCAGGCUCGGGUAAAUCCCCGUUCGAGCGACGCCGAGGUCCAGCUUAGGGCUGGCAAGCGGUGGAGACAGGUGCGGGUCAGCGCAGGUAGACCUGUCCGCGUCCACCGCCACGCCAUCCCCAGCCACAGCUGCCGCCUCCAUAGUGCAGUGCAGGUGCAGACGCUUCACGCUUGCCAGUCGGCGAGUGGAAGUCGCACCAGGAGGAUCUACCUGUGCGGCCGUCAGAGCGGUCAUCGGCGACCUUGCCGGUGCCCCGAGGAGUGUGACAAGUGUUCAAGCGAUACAACGUGUAUCUCCUGUUCUACACCCAGGCCAUACCCGUUGGGUCUUUGCUACAAGGAGUUCUCUUCUUAAAACAACCGCACCAGUAGCAGAAUAACCAACAUGAGCAAGGCGCCAUCAUCGGAGCAGUGUACAAUCUGCAACAAGAAAUUUACAUCACGCUACUAUUUGCCAAGACAUCUCCUGACCCACACAGGAGAGAAGCCCUUUGAGUGCACCAUCUGCAACAAGAAGUUUAAAGAGUCGGGUAACUUGCGCGAGCAUCUCCGAAUCCAUACAGGAGAGAGGCCCUUUGAGUGUUCUAUCUGCGAUCAGAAGUUUGUACGAAAUAGCGCCUUACACAGACAUCUCCGGACCCAUACAGGAGAAACGCCCUUCGAGUGUACAAUCUGCAACAAGAAAUUUAAAUCACCCUGCUAUUUGCCAAGACAUCUCCGGACCCACACAGGAGAGAGGCCCUUUGAGUGCACCAUCUGCCAUAAGACGUUUGCAGAAACGAGCACCUUAAACACACAUCUCCAGACCCAUACAGGAGAAAGGCCCUUCGAGUGUGCAAUCUGCAACAAGAAAUUUAAAAAGAGUGAGUCUUUGCGCAGACAUGUCUCAUUGACCCACACAGAAGAGAGACCCUUUGAGUGCACAGUCUGCAACAAGAAAUUUAAAGAAAAGGUAAAAUUGCGACAACAUCUGCAGAUCCACUCAGAUGAGAGGCAGUUCGAAUGCGGGAUCUGCGAAAAGAAAUAUAAGCGUAAAGAGGGACUGACAAUACAUCUUCGGACGCACACCGGAGAAACACCUUCCGAGUGUUCAGUGUGCAACAAGAAAUUCAAAUCCAGAACUCUUCUGCGCUCUCAUCUCCAGACCCACUCAGCAGAAAGGUUCGAGUGUGCAAUCUGUAACAAGAAACUCAAACAAAGGAGCAUUCUGCUUGCUCAUCUCCGGACCCACACUGGGGAGAGGCCCUUUAGUUGUCCAUUAUGCGACAAUAAAUUUAAAACUAGUACCGUUCUGCGCACACAUCUCCGGACCCACACAGGAGAGAAGCCGUAUGAGUGCACAAUUUGCAACAAGAAAUUUAAGUUUAGUGACAAUCUGCGCGUACAUCUCCGGACCCACACGGGAGAGAAGCCCUUCGAGUGUACAAUCUGCAACAAGAAAUUUAUCCAACGGGCAACCUUGGACUCACAUCACCGGACCCACACAGGAGAGACGCCUUUUGAGUGUUCAAUAUGCAACAAGAAAUGUUCAACAGGUACCGCUUUGACCAUGCACUUCCGGACCCACACAGGCGAGAAACCAUAUAAAUGCACAAUCUGCAACGUGAAAUUUGCGAUAACAGGUAAUCUGCGCGAACAUUUGCGGACCCACACAGCCGAAAAACCAUUCAAGUGCACAAUCUGCAACAUGGCAUUUUCGGCACCAGAAGGUCUGCGCGUACAUUUGAGGGGACACACAGGGGAGAGACCAUACGAGUGUACAAUCUGCAACAAGAAAUAUGGAAAAAGUUCCUCUUUGAGAAGUCAUUUGCGGACGCACACACAAGAACGAGAGGGGCCCUUUAAAUGUACAAUCUGCAACAAACAACUCAAAACAAGUGGAGGAUUGCGCUAUCAUCUCCGCGUCCACACAGGGGAGCUGCCAUUCCAUUGUUCAGUCUGCAACAGAAAAUUUUCGCAUGGCUCAAAUCUGCGCUCUCAUCUUCGCACACAUCUUAGAGCAGAUAUGAGAGAUACUACUGAGUGAGAAGUAUUGUCUGAACCAGUUUUGAACGCUGGACAUCCAGCGUGUGCAUCUUUGAGGGCUCACAGCAAAUCGAAAAUAGACUACUUGAAAAGUGUUUUUUGUUUGUUUGUGUAAUUAAUUAUAAGAUCUAUUCAUUACCUUUGUUGUUUAUUUUUGAA
Frankliniella occidentalis (western flower thrips) is the source of this 2452-nucleotide messenger RNA. Its product is annotated as zinc finger protein 26-like. NCBI's taxonomy places the organism in Eukaryota, Metazoa, Arthropoda, Insecta, Thysanoptera, Thripidae. Gene Ontology annotation, biological process: regulation of DNA-templated transcription. The transcript has 2 exons. The record is from RefSeq and is a predicted model, not a curated record. Gene Ontology annotation, molecular function: RNA polymerase II cis-regulatory region sequence-specific DNA binding; DNA-binding transcription factor activity, RNA polymerase II-specific. The coding region runs from base 654 to 2294 and encodes 546 amino acids.